Phyllotreta striolata is the source of this 1780-nucleotide messenger RNA. The record is from the annotation of a GenBank genome assembly. Lineage: Eukaryota; Metazoa; Arthropoda; Insecta; Coleoptera; Chrysomelidae.
CGUUACCGUUCGAUUUUAUUUUAUUUUAUCUUCGUGUUUAUGUUGAUGCGGAUGCUUCAUGGUUCAAAUUUUAAAACUAAACUAAAUGAAGCUAAGCAGCCGAUGUUAAGAUGAGUUUUUCGAGCGACGAAGUUAACUUCUUGGUUUAUAGAUACUUGCAGGAAUCCGGGUUUCAACAUUCCGCCUAUACGUUCGGCAUAGAAUCCCACAUUUCGCAAUCUAACAUAAACGGGGCCUUGGUACCGCCCGCGGCCCUCUUGAGCAUCAUACAAAAAGGCCUCCAGUACACCGAAGCCGAAAUCAGUAUAGGAGAAGAUGGGACUGAACAAAGACUGGUGGAAAGCCUCAGUUUAAUAGACGCCGUGAUGCCGGACGUGGUAGCCAGCAGGCAAAAUCAACAAAACCAACAAAAACAAGCCAUUAAGGCCGAACAAAACGAGACCAACGGAGAAGAAGCGGUCGUUUCGACUCAAAACGAAACUAUGGAAGUCGAUACAUCCAUAGAAAUCCCUUCUUCUAAGGCAACGGUACUGAGAGGUCACGAAUCGGAGGUAUUUAUUUGCGCCUGGAAUCCCACGACUGAUUUACUAGCAAGCGGUUCUGGUGAUAGUACUGCUCGAAUUUGGGACAUGUCCGAUAACACGGCCAGCCCGAAUCAGUUAGUACUGAGACAUUGCAUACGAAAAGGAGAAACCGAGGUUCCUAGUAAUAAGGAUGUUACUUCUUUAGACUGGAAUUGCGAUGGCAGUUUGUUAGCUACAGGAAGUUACGAUGGUUACGCUCGUAUAUGGACCAAUGACGGUCGCUUAGCGAGUACUUUAGGACAACACAAAGGACCUAUUUUUGCUCUAAAAUGGAACCGAAGGGGAAAUUACAUUCUAUCUGCAGGAGUGGAUAAAACGACGAUUAUUUGGGAUGCUGCGAGCGGUGAGUGCACCCAACAAUUCAGUUUCCACUCCGCCCCGGCCUUAGACGUGGACUGGCAGACGAAUACAUCGUUUGCAAGUUGUUCGACAGAUCAGUGCAUUCACGUGUGUAAGUUGUUUAUGGACAAGCCUAUUAAAUCGUUCCAAGGACACACCAAUGAAGUAAACGCCAUAAAGUGGGAUCCGCAAGGUCAAUUGUUGGCCUCUUGUUCCGAUGAUAUGACGCUUAAAAUUUGGUCCAUGAAGCAGGAUACAUGUGUUCACGAUUUGCAGGCUCAUUCAAAAGAAAUUUACACAAUAAAAUGGUCCCCCACUGGUCCUGGAACUCAAAAUCCGAAUAUGAACCUUAUCUUGGCAUCCGCUAGUUUUGAUUCAACUGUGAGAUUAUGGGACGUUGAAAGGGGAGCUUGCAUCCACAGACUCACAAAGCAUACUGAGCCCGUUUAUUCGGUAGCGUUCAGUCCAGAUGGUAAAUUUCUGGCUAGUGGGAGUUUCGAUAAAUGUGUCCAUAUUUGGUCCACUCAAUCAGGUCAGCUGGUCCACAGUUACAAAGGCACCGGGGGUAUAUUUGAGGUAUGUUGGAAUUCGAGAGGGGACAAAGUGGGAGCUAGUGCUUCUGAUGGCAGUGUUUUCGUCUUAGAUUUGCGUAAACUCUAACAGUAGCGAGAGUUGAGCAACUUCAUAAAUAUAUUAAGUGUUUUUAAUUUUUACUCAAGUUAUUGGGUAUGGAAAAUUUAUCAUUUAUCUACAAUAGGUAAAUUAUUUUAACGUUUAGAUUUAACACUAUAUUAUAGCUUAAGUUGUACGUUUAUAGCAUAAAAAUUUUAUAGUUUUGAGUAUAAGUAUAAUUCGUU